AUGGCAUUUACAGUCUCCUGUUUCUGGCUCACGACAAGGCUUCAACUAAUAUUUGCAGCAAUCCUCAGCAUCAUCUACACAUUUAUUAUGAUGGUAGUAUUUAUGGGUACCAUUCAGACAGCUGCAAAGGAGAACAUAUUCCAUCCUAGUGUUAUUGUGAUUGUUCUUCUCUCUGGAAUUUUCAUUAUUGCUGGCAUCUGUCAUCCUAAGG
This is a messenger RNA of Lymnaea stagnalis (great pond snail), 211 nucleotides long. NCBI's taxonomy places the organism in Eukaryota, Metazoa, Mollusca, Gastropoda, Lymnaeidae. The record is from the annotation of a GenBank genome assembly.